UUCGAACGCAACCUUUAAAUUUGUGUUGAUGUAAACAUCUUCAAGAUAUUGGAGGGAAAGGAGAGAAAAAAAUAAACGACUUUAGUAGGUACAAAUUAUUUAUAAGUCUCGAGAGCCUGGUGCGAAAAAUGCAGAAGGAGUUAAAAGGCACUCCAAAAUCAAGUCGUCGAAGAAUUAACGACCCAAACGUAUCAGAGAUUGGAGGCAGGAUUCUGUCAGAUGUCACAUCCAAUGUACCAAGAAGUGGAACUUCUCGUAAUAGAACAACUAUGAUGCCAGGGGACAUCACGCUGACAAUGAAUCAAGUGAAAAAGAAGAUCGCAGUAAACAGCAGGCAGUCAACUAUGCCAUUGCAUUUAUCAAAGAAUGUAGAUACUGAAUCCAAAGACAUAGAAUUUGGACUUCUUUAUGAUGAAUAUUUGCAAGCUAUGAUGAUGGAUCUUAUAAUAAAAAAACGGACUGAAGAGAAGAAGCAUUUGAUGGUCACACAAUUAGCUACUAUAGUACAACAGAUUGAUCAAGAUACAAAAAAAUUGAUAAAACUCAAAAUAAGAGUGCGUGAUAUAAUAAACUUAUCCUUGGCACAAAAAGAGGUAGAUGCACAAUUAGCCGCAGUAAAAGAGUGUACCAAACAUGAAACAUUUAAGAGUGUGGAAGAUUUGCUAUCUAAGUUACAAUCUUUCUUACAACCUAUGGAUGUAUUGCGGUGUAAUGGAAUAAUACUUCCUAAAACGCAAGAGGAGUGGGAAAGAACUCGAGAAAUAUUAACAAAAUGUUCGAAUACCUUAAAGAGCAUCAUAAAUUUAAUUGGAUCAAAAGGCGAAACAUAUUGCGCUGUUAAUGAUGGCUUGAAGAAUUUUGUUGAAACAUUAAAUGAAAUCGAGGAUCUUGAGAAGAAAUUGAAAGAAACACUAUGCAAUUUACAAGCAAUGAUAUUGAAAAAUGCUUCAUUAUCAUUAAUGCAUACUGAAAAUAAAUAAAUUGAUGUAUUUAUAGUUUAUAUAAAAUAUUGCUCAGACAGAGAGAAAAUAACAACAUGAAAUAAUAAUUAUAAAUAAAAUCUUUUUUUACAUGCCAACAAAGUUAUUUUCUCUAUAUCUGAACAAAUAAAAUUUGGCUCUUGUUAUAGCAUAUUUU
This is a messenger RNA of Nylanderia fulva, 1137 nucleotides long. RefSeq lists its product as uncharacterized. The record is from RefSeq and is a predicted model, not a curated record. Lineage: Eukaryota; Metazoa; Arthropoda; Insecta; Hymenoptera; Formicidae.